AUGGCCUCCAACGAAGUAGCUCCCAAGACCUGCAAGGUCAUUUUGGCCGACACCAUCGCCAAGCGCCUCCUGGCCGAGGUCCACGACACCCUCGCAAAGGUGCAGGGCAGCGGCAUCUUCAAGCCCACAUUGGUGGCAUUUCUGGCCAACGACGACCCGGCUGCUCUGCAGUAUGCUGAGUGGUCUCAGAAGACCUGCGUCGAGAACGGUUUCGACUUUGACUUGCGCCGGGUCGACAAGGAGCAGCUCGAGGACAAGAUCACCGAGGCCAACGAGGAUGACAAGGUUGAUGGCAUCAUCGUCUACUACCCAAUCUUCCCGGGCAACCCGACCCAUGACAAGUACAUCCAGGAGACCGUCUCCUUGGCAAAGGAUGUCGAGGGCCUCUGCCACAAGCACAUCUUCAACAUGUACCACAACGUCCGCUUCCUAGACCCGCCCCAGAACCUGAGAAAGUCCAUCCUACCCUGUACGCCCCUUGCUGUAGUCAAGAUUCUGGAGCACCUCCAGAUCUACAACCCGAUCCUUGCCUACGGCAACCGCCUCUUCGGUAAGACCAUCACCGUCAUCAACAGAUCCGAGGUCAACGGCCGUCCACUGGCGGCCUUGCUGGCCAACGACGGCGCCACGGUGUACUCGGUCGACAUCACAGGCGUUCAGCUGUUCACCCGCGGUAAGGGCAUCAAGCAGAUCCGCCACCAGGUAGAGGACAAGGAGGGCUGGGGUCUGGAGCAGGUUUUGCCCAUCAGCGAUGUCAUCAUCGGCGGGGUCCCCAGCGAGAAGUACAAGAUCUCGACCGAUCUCAUCCGCGAGGGUGCUGUCUGCAUCAACUUCUCCUCGUUCCGUAACUUCGACGCCCCUACGGUCAAGGAGAAGGCCGCCAUCUAUGUCCCGUCGGUUGGCAAGGUUACCAUUGCGUGCUUAUUGAGAAACUUGGUGCGUCUCAUCGCCAACCGUCCUACGACUAAGGACAAUGGCAACGAGGACGCCUCCACUGCGCAGGCUAGGAGCGAGGCUUUCACCGAGGGUUAA
Messenger RNA from Colletotrichum navitas, 1032 nucleotides. Its product is annotated as tetrahydrofolate dehydrogenase/cyclohydrolase. The record is from RefSeq and is a predicted model, not a curated record. Gene Ontology annotation, molecular function: methylenetetrahydrofolate dehydrogenase (NAD+) activity; methylenetetrahydrofolate dehydrogenase (NADP+) activity. The coding region runs from base 1 to 1032 and encodes 343 amino acids. Gene Ontology annotation, biological process: purine nucleobase biosynthetic process. The transcript is spliced from 3 exons. Gene Ontology annotation, cellular component: cytosol. Lineage: Eukaryota; Fungi; Ascomycota; Sordariomycetes; Glomerellales; Glomerellaceae.